CAUUUCAUUUUUCCAAGCCUUUUCCCAAGCUUAGAGAGAGAGCACCCCAAGCCCAUCGUCUUCGGAGAUUGGCUUGGAUCUCUGUUCCUCCUUCGCCUCCGAUUCUCUCUGCGCUCUGUCUCCGCAGUCUUUAAGGUAAUAAAAGGAUGGCCGAUACUGAAGAUAUCCAGCCCCUCGUCUGUGACAAUGGAACCGGAAUGGUGAAGGCUGGAUUUGCGGGUGAUGAUGCUCCCAGGGCAGUGUUUCCUAGUAUUGUGGGUCGGCCAAGGCACACUGGUGUCAUGGUUGGGAUGGGUCAAAAAGAUGCCUAUGUUGGUGAUGAAGCCCAAUCUAAAAGAGGUAUUCUUACCUUGAAGUAUCCCAUUGAACAUGGUAUUGUCAGCAAUUGGGAUGACAUGGAAAAGAUUUGGCAUCACACAUUCUACAAUGAGCUUCGGGUUGCCCCUGAAGAACACCCAGUGCUUCUAACUGAGGCACCCCUCAACCCUAAGGCCAACAGAGAAAAGAUGACUCAAAUCAUGUUUGAGACCUUUAAUGUGCCUGCCAUGUAUGUUGCCAUUCAGGCUGUUCUCUCUCUAUAUGCCAGUGGUCGUACAACUGGUAUUGUGCUGGAUUCUGGUGAUGGUGUGAGUCACACUGUGCCAAUUUAUGAAGGUUAUGCCCUUCCCCAUGCUAUCCUUCGUCUUGAUCUUGCUGGACGUGACCUCACUGAUGCUCUGAUGAAGAUUCUAACUGAGAGGGGUUACAUGUUCACCACUACUGCUGAACGGGAAAUUGUCCGGGACAUGAAGGAAAAGCUUGCAUAUGUUGCUCUUGACUACGAGCAAGAGCUGGAAACUGCAAAGAGCAGCUCCUCAGUUGAGAAGAACUAUGAGCUGCCUGAUGGGCAAGUCAUUACUAUUGGAGCUGAGAGAUUCCGUUGUCCAGAAGUCCUCUUCCAGCCAUCUCUCAUUGGGAUGGAAGCUGCAGGAAUUCAUGAGACUACCUACAACUCCAUCAUGAAGUGUGAUGUUGAUAUCAGGAAGGACCUCUAUGGCAACAUUGUGCUUAGUGGUGGGUCAACCAUGUUCCCUGGUAUUGCUGACAGAAUGAGCAAGGAAAUCACUGCUCUUGCUCCCAGCAGCAUGAAGAUCAAGGUGGUGGCACCACCUGAGAGAAAGUACAGUGUCUGGAUUGGAGGAUCAAUUCUUGCCUCCCUCAGCACCUUCCAGCAGAUGUGGAUCUCAAAGGGUGAAUAUGAUGAAUCUGGUCCAUCCAUUGUCCACAGGAAGUGCUUCUAAGUUCUACAAGUGCUUUGAUGGUGAGUUCCUUUUUUCCCCCUUUAGUUGGCUUUUCGUGUCAUGUGUCAUGUGAACUCAGUUUGGUUGACAUGGAGAUGUGUUGAGGUGGGGUUAUUGAAGACAAGUAUAUUUGUGAUCUUGAUGUAUUGUACCCUUCGCACGAUAUGAUUCAUCUUCUUGUUACUACGUGUGGAGGGAUUUAUCUGUAAUGGUCCUCUGGAUCCUGGGGGCCAGGCUAUUGCAACUCAGUCCUUGCCUUGCGUCAUCUAUGGUCCAACCUCGUCUUUUAGUAGGAUGUUUGUAGCAGGAGAGUGAUUGGUGAUGCUUUUUCCCUUCUAUUUUUUAAUUUUCAUAUUUGAAGUUUUUUCCCUGGGAACAUUUAUGUUAAUAUUUAUUGUAUGAGAAAUUUUAUAUUAGUGUCAGUUUGCGGUAUUAAACUCCUUAUUGAAAUUAUAUUUUAUACUGGGUUGAAAGCUUCUUA
Molecule: messenger RNA, 1761 nt
Organism: Vitis riparia (riverbank grape)
Lineage: Eukaryota; Viridiplantae; Streptophyta; Magnoliopsida; Vitales; Vitaceae
Product: actin-7
Exons: 5
Coding region: 147-1280 (377 amino acids)
Source: RefSeq, a predicted model, not a curated record